Messenger RNA from Syzygium oleosum, 1165 nucleotides. RefSeq names its product transcription factor MYB59. Gene Ontology annotation, molecular function: sequence-specific DNA binding; DNA-binding transcription factor activity. The transcript has 3 exons. Gene Ontology annotation, biological process: regulation of DNA-templated transcription. Gene Ontology annotation, cellular component: nucleus. The record is from RefSeq and is a predicted model, not a curated record. NCBI's taxonomy places the organism in Eukaryota, Viridiplantae, Streptophyta, Magnoliopsida, Myrtales, Myrtaceae. The coding region runs from base 135 to 896 and encodes 253 amino acids.
CAAAUGGUCAUUCAACAAUAGGCACUGGCUUAUAUAUAAAUUGCAAGAGUACACAUAGGUCUUCAAGUUCUAGUAAGUAGGCGGUUUUGAGUUUCCUUUUCAGGAGAAAGCAAAGAGUCACAGAGGAAUUGAAAAUGGUGCAAGAAGUCCGAAAGGGUCCAUGGACAGAACAAGAAGAUUUCCAGUUGGUCUGCUUUAUUGGACUGUUUGGGGAUCGCCGAUGGGAUUUUGUAGCAAAACUUUCAGGAUUGAAUAGAACAGGAAAAAGCUGCAGACUACGCUGGGUUAAUUACCUGCAUCCUGGCCUAAAACGAGGGAAGAUGACACCUCAAGAAGAGAGACUAGUGCUUGAACUUCAUUCCAAAUGGGGAAAUAGAUGGUCAAGAAUUGCUCGCAAGCUACCGGGGCGAACGGACAAUGAGAUAAAGAACUAUUGGAGGACUCAUAUGAGGAAAAAAGCUCAAGAAAAGAAGCAUGCCCCAUCCCCAUCAUCAUCUUCUUCAAAUAUCUCAUCUUCCUCAUCGAACAACCCCUCAGUGGAUUCAUUAACGACACAAGAGACUGGAAAAGAAAGCUUCUACGACACAGGAGGUCCUGGUGAUAUGUUAACUUCAACUGAAAAGAAUAUUGAAGAACAGGGGAAAAGUGAAAAUGUCUAUUCAAUCGAUGACAUAUGGAAAGAAAUUGCUUUGUCAGACGGUUAUGGAAUAAUACCUGUUUAUGAUGGCUACAGUGAAGAAAGCUGCAAUUUCUCUUGUCCUCUCAUGGCUUCACCAACAAUGGAAUACAGCUCCGACUCACUGUGGCAGAUGAACGAAGAAGAACCCAAGAUGUUUCUCCCCAUAGAUCAGUUUAUUCCCAAUUAUGAGCAUGAAGGAGCUUACGUAACUGGUUAACCAAAUAUUCAUUCUUUAUCAUUUGUUGAUAUAUGUACUGCAUCCCCAAGGAGGCUGCAACACGUAUAGCAAGGGUUCUCUUAUAGCUCUAGGGCCAUUAGUGACCCAGAAACCACUGCAGCCACUCUAUGCCCCUUGUAAUGUGUGCUUUUACUUCUCAACAGAACAGGAAAAGAAAACGAGGUAUCUAGUGACAAGACUAGUUUGUGUGUGGAAUCAGUGUAAACAAUGUGUCUAUGAAUAUUAGUCUCGCAGUUUAUUUCUCUGUA